AUGAUUGUGCUAACAAAAUUUCGGUUACAACUAUUAGGGAUAUUUGGUGUCAUAAUAGUCAAUGAAAAUAAUAUAUUUGUUAAUAAGCAAAAUGGUCAUAUGUUACAGACAAAGUUGUCUACUGCUAAUGAGGGUGGUGUUGUAACAGGACAGGCUUUACCAGAUGUUGUACAUGCUGUAGCAAAGUAUGAAAUAAAUUGUGAACCAAGAGAAAUUUUCUUUUUUCGAAAAGGUACCAUAGUAAUGUGGAAUAUUUCUCAGCUUGAAAGUGAAAAUAUAUUAGAAUUUUUAAAAAAAUAUGAACAAAAUCGUUACUUGGAAUAUCUUGUGCAAUUGGAGAGUGAAUCUAUGUGUUAUAGUUAUGCAGACACUGGGAAAAAAAAUCAUAUAAAAAAUGGUACCAUUAUUUUAGCUUUAAAUGCAACUAAGUUAGAUAAGUAUACAUUUUCCAAUGCAAUGGCACAAUCAGUUAAGUUAGGUGUAUGGGAAGCAUCUUUAGAUGAUUAUAUAAAUUCUAUAGAAUUUGUUGCUGAAGAUUUAAAAACUGGUAGAAAACUUAGAAUGACUAAAUCUGAAGUAUUAAAAAAACAAGGAGAAUUAUUUGCAUUGCGACAUUCAAUUAAUUUAAGUUCAGAUUUAUUGGAUACUCCAGACUUUUAUUGGGAAAGGGAAGAUAUGGAACAUCUUUAUCAAGAAACUUGUUCAUAUUUUAAUAUUGCAAAACGUACAAGAGUCAUAAAUGAAAAAUUAAAUCAUUGUGUGGAGCUUGUGGGAAUUUUAUCUACACAUUUAAGUGAUCGCCACCAUAUUCGUUUAGAGUGGAUGAUUAUUAUUCUCAUUAUGGUUGAAGUUAUUUUUGAGAUACUACAUUACAUUGAUAAAUAUCUUUCAUAA
Messenger RNA from Eufriesea mexicana, 894 nucleotides. Its product is annotated as required for meiotic nuclear division protein 1 homolog. Gene Ontology annotation, biological process: glutathione biosynthetic process; positive regulation of mitochondrial translation. The record is from RefSeq and is a predicted model, not a curated record. The coding region runs from base 1 to 894 and encodes 297 amino acids. Lineage: Eukaryota; Metazoa; Arthropoda; Insecta; Hymenoptera; Apidae. Gene Ontology annotation, molecular function: ATP binding; glutathione synthase activity. The transcript is spliced from 5 exons.